This is a messenger RNA of Heterocephalus glaber (naked mole-rat), 2181 nucleotides long. The record is from RefSeq and is a predicted model, not a curated record. NCBI's taxonomy places the organism in Eukaryota, Metazoa, Chordata, Mammalia, Rodentia, Bathyergidae.
AUGGAUAAAAGGGGACAAAUAGAUGAAUCUCUUGCAUUAGAGAAGUUGUCUAAGGAAAGAAGCCAAGAGGGGAGCAGAGCUGCCAAAGAACUAACCAACCUGAUCUUGGACAAGGUCAAUGAGCUGGAAGAGAAGGUACAAACACCCAAUGAUUGGGGCUGUGCAGAGGAGCUGGGACCCGGAGGCCCUUACCUUGCAGCUCCCCUAGGCCUAGCGCAGCAGCCACAGACAAAGGAGCAUGUUGGCGCCUGGGAGCGCUGGCCAGUGGCCAUCCGGAGGCUCCAUGUGCUGCCUGGCCCUCCCUGCACGCCCACCCAGCUGCGCAGCUACCUGCUCAGUACACAGGCCCGGCCUGCAGCCUGGAGCCAUCCUGGAGCCAUCCAGGAGCCCCCGGCGCCCACGCAGCCGCUGCCUCUCCUCCUGGGGCUCCUGCUGUUCUCCAUUCUGGGAGGACCAGGAGAUGUCGGUGGCCCAGGCGGGGUCAAGGCGCUGCCCCCGGGCUGGACUGGAGUCAUGGCUGAGAAGGGGCAACGAAUGCCAGCCAUGCACCGGAAGGCGCCCAAGGAGCGAGUGAGCGGACGUGCAGAGCGGCGACAGCGGUGUGGGAUCUGCCUCUUUGCAAGCUGCCCAGAGCGGCGCCAUGAGCGGGGCACUCCUUACAUCCGCAGCAAGAUCAGCCUCAUUUCUAAGGCGGAGAUCCACUACGAGGGCAUCCUCUACACCAUCCACACAGAGAACUCCACCGUAGCCCUCUCCAAAGUUCGAUCCUUUGUUACAGAAGACAGACCAAGAGAUCAUCCAAUACCACCUCGAGAUGAAGUCUUUGAAUACAUUAUAUUCUGCAGGAGUGAUAUUAAAGACCUCACUGUUUGUGAGCCACCAAAACCACAAUGUUCUUUGCCUCAGGACCCAGCUAUUGUUCAGUCUUCAUUAGGUUCAUCUACUUUUUCAUUCCAGUCAGUGGGAGUGGGUUCCUAUGGACCUUUUGGCAGGAUGCCGACAUACAGCCAGUUCAGUCCAAGUUCAUUGGUUGGGCAACAGUUUAGUGCUGUUAGUGUUGCUGGAAGCUCUUUGACAUCCUUUGGAGGAGAAAUGUCAAACAGCAGUAACUUAUCCCAAAGUAGUGCAGUUGGAUCUGCCUUUACACAGGGUACAAGAUCUAUAAAAACACAGUUAUCUCAAGGUCGUUCAAGCCCUCAGUUAGACCCUUUGAGAAAAAGUCCAACCAUGGAGCUACAGACCUCCUCGGCCCACUUACCUGCUCCAGCACCUGUUGGGAGAAGGAGCCCUAUAUCAAGCAGGCCUUUGCCAUCCACCAGACAAAAAGCAUUAGAGAAUCAAGAGCACAGGAGAGCUGAAGUCCACAAAGUUCCAAGGCCAGAAAAUGAGCAACUCAGAAAUGACAGCAAGAGACAAAUAGUUCCAGGUGCUCCUUCCACUCCAAGGAGAGGGUGUGGAGGUCACUGAGAUGGCCGGUGAAGGUCUGGUAAUCGGCGAGAUGGUCCAACGAAAUUUGAGAAAGACUUUGACUUCGAAAGUGCGAAUGCACAAUUUAACAAAGAGGAGAUUGACAGAGAAUUUCAUAAUAAGCUUAAAUUAAAAGAAGAUAAGCUUGAGAAACAAGAGAAACCUGUAAAUGGUAAAGAUAAGGGAGACUCGAGAGUUGAUACCCAAAACAGUGAAAGAAAUGCUAAUGAAGAAGACCCACUUCGACCUAAUUGCUAUUAUGACAAAACUAAAUCCUUCUUUGAUAAUAUUUCUUGUGAUGAUAAUAGAGAAUGGAGACCAACCUGGGCUAAAGAAAGGAGAUUAAAUGCUGAAACUUUUGGAAUUCCACUUUGUCCAAACCAUGGCCGUGGAGGGUACAGAGGAGGGAGAGGAGGUCUUGGUUUCCGUGGUGGCAGAGGACGUGGUGGUGGCAGAGGUGGUACCUUCACUACUCCUCGGGGAUUUCAUGGUGGAUUCAGAGGAGGUGGUGGAGGAAGAGAGUUUGCAGAUUUUGAAUAUAGGAAAACCACAGCUUUUGGACCCUAAAGGGUCUGGAUUGGUCUUACUGCUUUCUGAAAGAAAGACAACAAAGUUGCUGCAUAGUCUUCGAACAAGUCUUUGAAAAUGGGUGAAUUUGUAGCUCUUCAUGGUCCUGAAAAUUAAUUCAGUCUUUGCGAGGAAUGAAGAAGUGAA